GGACUCCAGGGGAUGUCCUGUCGUUCAGCGAGACACGAGCCCAGUCCCUGAUCAGCCACCGAGCCGAGAACCUGCUCUGCUUCAACCAGAGGCAGCUGUCUCGUAUCUACCCCUCUGCCUACCGCAUCGACUCCUCCAACUUCAACCCCCAGCUCUACUGGAACAUCGGCUGCCAACUGGUGGCUCUGAACUACCAGACGGAGGGAAGGAUGAUGCAGCUGAACCGCUCCAAGUUCCUGGUGAACGGAAACUCAGGCUACGUCCUCAAACCCCCCACCAUGUGCAACGGUGCA
Molecule: messenger RNA, 293 nt
Organism: Osmerus eperlanus (European smelt)
Lineage: Eukaryota; Metazoa; Chordata; Actinopteri; Osmeriformes; Osmeridae
Product: 1-phosphatidylinositol 4,5-bisphosphate phosphodiesterase eta-1-like
Exons: 2
Biological process (GO): phosphatidylinositol-mediated signaling; release of sequestered calcium ion into cytosol; lipid metabolic process
Molecular function (GO): phosphatidylinositol-4,5-bisphosphate phospholipase C activity
Source: RefSeq, a predicted model, not a curated record